AGCGCGGCGGCCGCUUCGGUGGGAGCCAAGGAGGGAUGGUGGAGGCGGUGGGAUCGCGGGGGCGGCGCGGAGGGGACACCGCGGUCCCUUAGGGGAGGCGAGAGGCUCCCGCACGCCCUCCCAGCUCCCGCCCCUUCCCUCUGAUGCUUCCCGCAAACUUCGCAUCCCCCGCGGUGCCGCUCCGGAGCGGCGGCUCCGCUUUGACAUCGUAACCCCUCGCUCGGCGCUGAGAGGAGAAAGAAGCUUCGCCGCCGCCUCUGCGAGCGCAGGAGCCUCGGGACAAGAUGAGCCAGGCGCAGCCCUACGCCCCGCGGAAAAGCGGCUCCCCCGCGGGCGGCACCCGGAGGAACGACAGCCAGGACUACCUGCUGCUGGACGCCGAGCCGAGCGAGGAGAGCGCCCUGCCGCCCUACGCCUUCUACCCGGUCCGAGGCAACGAGAACAGACUAGCGCUCCGACGACAGACCAUUCUCCGGGAGAAGGGGAGGAGGCAGGCCAGUCGAGGGCCAGCAUAUAUGUUUAAUGACCACUCAACAAGUCUUUCUCUUGAGGAAGAGCGCUUUUUGGAUGCAGCAGAAUAUGGAAAUAUUCCAGUGAUUCGCAAAAUGCUGGAAGAAUGUUCCUCACUCAAUGUGAAUUGUGUGGACUAUAUGGGGCAGAAUGCCUUGCAGCUGGCAGUUGCCAAUGAGCACCUGGAGAUCACAGAACUUCUGCUGAAGAAGGAGAACCUGUCUCGGGUUGGGGAUGCCUUGCUUUUGGCAAUCAGCAAAGGUUAUGUUCGGAUAGUGGAAGCCAUCCUAAACCAUCCUGCAUUUGCUGAAGGCAAGAGGCUUGCGUUGAGUCCUAGCCAGUCGGAGCUCCAGCAUGAUGACUUCUAUGCAUAUGAUGAAGAUGGCACACGAUUUUCCCAUGAUGUUACACCAAUCAUUCUGGCUGCUCACUGCCAUGAAUAUGAGAUUGUCCACACUCUGCUGAGAAAAGGAGCUCGGAUCGAUAGGCCACAUGACUAUUUCUGCAAGUGCAGUGAAUGCAAUCAGAAACAAAAGCAUGACUCUUUUAGCCAUUCUAGGUCUAGAAUCAAUGCCUACAAAGGUCUGGCAAGCCCUGCGUAUUUGUCUUUGUCCAGUGAAGACCCUGUAAUGACUGCCUUAGAGCUCAGCAAUGAGUUGGCCGUACUUGCCAACAUUGAAAAAGAGUUUAAGAAUGAUUACAAGAAAUUGUCUAUGCAAUGCAAAGAUUUUGUAGUUGGACUCCUUGAUUUGUGCAGAAAUACAGAAGAAGUGGAAGCUAUUUUGAAUGGUGAUGUAGAGAUGAGCCAUAACAAUGGAGAACAUGGUCGCCCCAGCCUUAGCCGCUUAAAACUCGCCAUUAAGUAUGAAGUUAAAAAAUUUGUAGCACAUCCAAACUGCCAGCAACAACUUCUUUCAAUCUGGUAUGAGAAUUUGUCUGGUUUACGGCAGCAGACCAUGGCAGUGAAGUUUCUGGUGGUUCUUGCUGUUGCAGUAGGACUGCCAUUCCUUUCAAUGGCUUACUGGAUUGCUCCCUGUAGUAAGCUGGGGAGGAUAAUGCGUGGACCAUUUAUGAAGUUCGUAGCCCAUGCAGCCUCUUUCACCAUUUUUCUUGGUCUACUUGUCAUGAAUGCAGCUGACAGAUUUGAUGGCACCAAACUCCGGCCUAAUGAGACAACAGGCAAUGUAAAACAGCUAUUUAGGAUGAAAACGUCCUGUUUCUCAUGGAUGGAGAUGCUCAUUAUUUCUUGGGUAAUAGGCAUGAUAUGGUCUGAAUGUAAAGAAAUUUGGUCCCAAGGUCCGAAGGAAUACCUAUUUGAAUUAUGGAAUAUGCUUGAUUUUGGUAUGUUAGCAAUUUUUGCAGCAUCAUUCAUAGCCAGAUUUAUGGCAUUUUGGCAUGCGUCCAGAGCCCAGAACUUUGUUGAUGCAAAUAUGAAAGAUCUGACAAGUCCGACACUGGAGCCCAACAUAAAAUACUACACCUUGGCCAGAAUAAACUGGGAUCCAUCCGAUCCUCAGAUAAUAUCUGAAGGCCUGUAUGCAAUUGCGGUAGUAUUAAGUUUCUCCAGAAUAGCCUACAUCUUACCAGCUAAUGAAAGCUUUGGACCACUGCAGAUAUCACUUGGCAGAACUGUGAAAGACAUCUUCAAGUUCAUGGUGAUAUUUAUCAUGGUGUUUGUGGCUUUCAUGAUAGGCAUGUUUAAUCUCUAUUCCUACUAUCUGGGGGCAAAACAAAAUGAAGCAUUCACAACUGUUGAAGAAAGUUUCAAGACAUUGUUCUGGGCUAUAUUUGGACUCUCGGAAGUUAAAUCAGUUGUCAUCAAUUAUAAACACAAAUUUAUUGAAAAUAUUGGUUAUGUCCUUUAUGGAGUCUAUAAUGUUACCAUGGUCAUUGUCUUACUAAACAUGCUUAUCGCAAUGAUCAACAGUUCAUUCCAGGAAAUUGAGGAUGAUGCUGAUGUAGAAUGGAAAUUUGCAAGGGCUAAACUUUGGUUUUCCUACUUUGAAGAAGGGAGAACUCUUCCAGUACCCUUCAACUUAGUGCCAAGUCCCAAAUCUUUGCUGUAUCUCCUCCUCAGAAUCAAAAAAUGGAUUUCUAAACCAUUUCUGUGUCAAAAGAAAAGCUUUCAAGAGGAUGCAGAGAUGAACAAGCUUGGUCAAAGGAAGCAGUCAAGUAUAAGAAGCUCAGAUGAAGUCCACUUAAACAGUUUAAACAAUCCUCCAAGGCAAUACCAGAAAAUAAUGAAGCGUCUCAUUAAAAGAUAUGUACUGAAAGCUCAGAUAGAUAAGGAAAGUGAUGAAGUCAAUGAAGGUGAACUGAAGGAAAUUAAACAGGACAUCUCAAGUCUCCGGUAUGAACUCCUUGAGGAAAAAUCUCAGAAUUCUGAAGAUCUGGCAGAACUUAUAAGAAAACUUGGGGAGAAACUGUCAAUUGACUCUAAGGAAGAAGAAAGCAAGAGAUAACCUAAACAAUUAAGAAAUGCAACAGAACAUUAACAAUUCACUUAAAGCCAUAUUUCUGUUUUUCUCAAGUCUAGCUCACAUUUCUACAACACAUUCGGAAAUUAAAUCAUUCCAAUUCUGCUUUGAAAACCACAGCGGCAAAUUCUCUGAGUCUGAUAGAGAGGAAAUGCCACUUGAGUAAAGGUAUUUAUUUAUUCUUUACCUGCUGAAGAAGAGUUAGUUUUAGAUCAUUUUAAUAUUCAAUUUACCUCAUUUACAAUUCCAGUGGAAUCUUGCUAAGCCUGGUCAUGAAAGAUUAAAAGCAUAAAUUUAAACUUUUCCUACAUUAACUGGUUAUUUUUGCAAAUUUCCUUUUGUAGACAUUCUUAACAUAUAUUUUAGUAAAGCAAAUUAUGAAAAUUCCAGGCUUUUACAUAUUUAUAUCAAAAGCUAUUUAAUUUUUCAAAAUUUCUCAACUAGCAAAAAAAAAAAAAAAGCAACACUGCCUUUCUUAUAAAUGUGCAGGAUAUUAAAGUACUUUGUUUGAACAUUUCCUUGAAGAGGUAGAUAGCAGAAUACUCAGAGCACUGUGUUAUACUUUUCCCUACUUAUUCUUGUCACCACAGAACUAUCCUGAAAGAUACCUAGGUUCCAGUGGGAGUUAGUGCAUUAAGAAAGAAAUAUUUUUCACAAAGUUUAUUGAAAAGCUGUUACUGAGGCCUGUUGAAAACUUCUUUAAUCCAAAAUAAUUAAUCUUUGAAGUCCUCAUCUAUUCCAGAAUUCCCAAGUUCUCUGGCUUUUAUGUCCAGAACUACAACCUGCAAACUGCAGGGUAGGGUAUUGAAUGUAAAACUGGUAACUUGUUUAUUUCAGGUGGAAGAUACUAAAUUGUCAGGUCCAAAUCGUCUCUCUGAGUUCUGGAAAUGCCACGCGUUGGGGUCCAUGUUUCCCCACAGUUAAACUUGUCUAAAUUGCCGAAUUUUGUUCAGAUCGAUCGUUAGCAAACAAAAACACGUCGUUCCAAAAGUUCAUGAAAUGUCAUCUAUGGAUUUGUGUCCUUUGUCCUUUUUUUCCACUGGAGAAAGCUCAGCUGUAUUCCCUAGGACUCCUUCAGGGAAGAACGUUCAGUCCAUUUCAGUAGCAGCAGCCUUCAACGUUCCCACCCUGCUCUUCUGCAAUAAGUCUUCUAUGUCUUCUGCUAAGCUGGACAAGAGGUAGCCCAUAGUGUGGCUGACUGGUAGCUAUGUGGUUGGCCAGCUGAUACGUACAUGCAGGACAGUCAGCUGGUUUCUGUCUCUCCAGAUAGGUACAGGCAAACUUCCAUCUAAUUCCCCUCUAGGACAAGAGGGAUUGGCCUUAAAUUGUGCCAGGGGAGGUUCAGAUUGGACAUUAGGAAAUAUUUCUUCACCAAAAGGGUUGUCAAGCACUGGCAGAGGCUGCCCAGGGAGGUGGUUGAGUCACCAUCCCUAGAGGUAUUUAAAAGACAGGUAGAUUAAGUGCUUAGGGAUAUGAUUUAGUAGUGGGCAGGUACGGUUGGGCCUGAUGAUCUCAAAGAUCUUUUCUAACCUAGUGAUUCUGUGAUUCUAUGAUUCUAUGAUUCUAUGAUUUAAUUUUUCCCUCAGUUAAUACAGUAAUUUGGGUUUCUUCUGGCAGUCACCAGCUCUGAGAUUGCUAGAGGCAUAUAUUACAUUGAGGAUCUCUGCUCCUCUUUAAGCUUUGCUGAAAUUAGUGAAAGGGCUGUGAAAAAAUGUGACAGGAACAUUAAGAUGUAUAAUGCACCUGUAAAUGCCUUGUAUGUUUGGGAAACAAGGCUGAAAAUGGCUUGUCAAUAAUUGCUUUUAAAUUAGUUUUGUGAAACUUAUACUUUGUGGAAUGUAUCCAAAUGUUUCUGCCUCUCCCUUUUAGGCUAGAGGUUAUUUUUUAGAGGGUUGAGGUUAUUUUCUAGUUAAAUUUACUGACAGUCCUUUUUUAUAAAAAAUGGUGAAAUCACUGUGUAAGUUCUGGGACAAAAAAAAGAGGGUAUUAGAGGAGGUUUUGAAACCACGUGGAGACAGGUGGAGAUGAGGGAAUCUGUCCUACCUGGGGAGCAAUAGAAGUUUCUGUGGAGGUCAACCUGCCCCAAAGGCAUUUGUCAUGGUCUGGGGGAAGUGCUGAGCCUCCUGCUCAGCCCGUUAGUUUAGCCACAAUUGGAGGGCAUGGGACAAUCUGCAUCCUAUGGGCUUCAGGCACAAUGAACUCAGGGUUUAGAACUUUUAAGGCUUCUUCUCUGAGGGAGGAGAGGGAAAGCAAGAUUCUCAACGGCAGUAGAAGAGUCUGUAUUAAAAAGUCACAGUGUGCUGGCCUGAAAAACUAUGAGCUACAGAACAGCCAAUUUCAUAACUCACCUUUCAUCAGGAAAAAUCAUUACCUUAUAAUCUGCAGUAUUUCCUGCAGUAAUCAACAGGAGGGACUACAGACUCUGAGAUGGCCUGGUGGCUGCUCUUCAGCAGAAACACUCUGGUUUGUGUCAGCCACCAUGUGGAAAACUAAGGCAUUUGGGAUGGUCCCAAGCUAGAAAGCAUCAGGAAGCUAACUUUCACUAGCUUUGAGGUCCUGAAUGGUUCUCACACAUUUCUUUUGGCCAGGAUUGGCCACUAAUUUUGAGGUCCUCCUUGAGAAUGUUGGGUCUAGUUUUCUGAAGCAAUGAGCACUUACUACAGCUCAGUUGAAUAACCAUUUUAGAGGCCAUACUGCUGAAAGCAGAUCUUUCACCUUUGACAAGCUCUUCAGAAAAUCUGUUUGUCCGAACUUGAGGUAGCAAGGACAGUCUAAGUUUGCUUUCAGUAACCAAAAGUCUUUAUAAUGUACAAUUUAGUCUGCGGUCUAGUGAUAGAUGAUGGUAAAACUUUGGUUUCCAUAAACCCAAUAUAAGGAAAUACAUAAACACAGUUUAAGAUCCAGGUACUUUUAAGGUGAAGAUUUUUAUUACAGAGGUAAAAUGGACACUGUGAAUUUGUUUAAGCCCAAAUUUUGACUUACCUUAAAACUAUAAGAUGGUAAUGUAUAUAUUGUAUUUCAUGAAGAAAAUACAUAUGGAGUUUUUUAAUUCAAUGAAGAUAUUUUAUAUGUUGUUACUACUCAUGAAACAAUUUGUUAAAUAUAUUUGAAGAGGUCUAUCGCAAAUGUAAUGUGACAAGCAAUGUAGUAUUUAAAAUGAGCACAAUACCAAAUAUAUUAUUCUGAUUAAAAAAAAAA
Cuculus canorus (common cuckoo) is the source of this 6185-nucleotide messenger RNA. It is a transcript of the gene TRPC6, whose product is annotated as transient receptor potential cation channel subfamily C member 6. The transcript is spliced from 12 exons. Gene Ontology annotation, cellular component: membrane; cation channel complex. NCBI's taxonomy places the organism in Eukaryota, Metazoa, Chordata, Aves, Cuculiformes, Cuculidae. The record is from RefSeq and is a predicted model, not a curated record. The coding region runs from base 285 to 2972 and encodes 895 amino acids. Gene Ontology annotation, biological process: manganese ion transport; regulation of cytosolic calcium ion concentration; calcium ion transmembrane transport. Gene Ontology annotation, molecular function: protein binding; store-operated calcium channel activity; inositol 1,4,5 trisphosphate binding.